GUGCGUCUGCGUCGCGUGCGUCUACGUAAAGCCGCGGUCCGGUGUCCCUGGCGGAGAAGAUGGCGGCUCCGGGACCGGGGGAGUACUUCAGCGUCGGGAGCCGUGUCUCGUGCCUCACCUGUUUAGGCCAGCGUCUGCAGGGAGAGGUGCUGGCCUUCGAUUAUCCGUCCAAGAUGUUGACUUUGAAAUGCCCUUCCUCCAGCGCUAAGCCCCACCUCAGUGAUGUCAUCCUGGUUAACCUAGCCUAUGUUUCAGACGUGGAUGUUAUUAAUGACCGCUCCGAGACUCCGCCUCCUCUAGCAUCCUUGAAUAUUAGCAAGCUGGCCAGUCGUGCCAGGACAGAGAAGGAAGACAAGCUGUCCCAGGCCUAUGCCAUCAGUGCUGGGGUGUCAGCCGAGGGACAGCAGUUGUUCCAGACCAUACACAAAACCAUCAAAGACUGUAAGUGGCAGGAGAAGAACAUCAUUGUGAUGGAUGAUGUGGUGAUCUCUCCACCGUAUCAGGUGGAGAACUGCCGAGGAAAAGAGGGGAGCGCUCUCAGUCAUAUACGCAAAAUUGUGGAGAAACAUCUGAAAGAUGUGGAGAGCCAGAAGUGUGUCCCGCGCACGCCAGGCCAGCACACACAGAAGGACUCGUCUCUAUCCUCGUGAGGGGGUGUGUGUCUGCUCUGGGGAGGGCACCGAGGGCCCGAGAGCUGCUGGGGGCCAGCGCUCUCCUCCACCUGUGCGGCGCUCCGAGGGUGGAGGCACCAGGGCCUGGCGCAGGGAACACCAACUCAAACACAUUCAGACAAAAAAGCAAAAAAAAAAGGAAAAAUGUUUUAAGAGAAAACACCAGAGUGAAGAGUUCAUUCUAAAUUAGACUUUAUGAAGAUAAUUUAAACCCCCUCCCUCCAUAGUUUCUUUGACUAACGUACAGUGUCUUAUCCUGCGUUUCUUCUCUUCUCUUACAUCCCUCCUUCGCCUUCUAUUCCAUUUUUGUCAAAAAAAGAAAAACAAAUCAGUCAGAAGAGCUUGUUAGCUUUUACUUUUUAUGCUUUUUUUUCUCCUUCUUUUGGCUGUUUAUGUUCUACAAUUGUCUGUCUGUUCUGUAUUUUAAAAGAAAUGUGACGUAUGAUGCCACGCGUUACAAAGGACAUUUUCUAAAAUAAAAGUAACAAAUUCUGAC
Molecule: messenger RNA, 1167 nt
Organism: Carassius auratus (goldfish)
Lineage: Eukaryota; Metazoa; Chordata; Actinopteri; Cypriniformes; Cyprinidae
Product: protein LSM12 homolog A-like
Exons: 5
Coding region: 60-650 (196 amino acids)
Molecular function (GO): RNA binding
Source: RefSeq, a predicted model, not a curated record